ACGACCCCCCGUCGUCAGGAGAGAGAGAGACUCCACACAGACUCACCAACUCACGAACGAACGCGAUCACAACACCACCAUAGAAAACGUUGUUGAUCAGGCAUCAGAGAAAACGUCCCUCGCACGUGGUCCGAUCAUUUGUGAAAACAAGACUUUAAAUUCUGAACUAACAACGAUCAAUGUGGAUUUUGUUGUUUUUGUUUGAAAUGACGGAAUAAGCAAUUGGGAAGUUAGGUGAACGUCUUAAUAAGGGAUUAUUAUCCUGAAGGAGUGUUGGAGGUGUCGUGGUGUGGCGUGGGCGCGGCGGUUAGGGCUGCGGGCGAGUGUUGGGUCUCUCACUCUCAGUACACUCGGUGGGGCCUUCUGCUGCUGGAGCUGUGACCACCGCUGCUGCUUCUACUUCAACUCGAAUACUUGGCUGGUGGUAGCCCAAGACCAGAAUGACCGAAGGUUAUCUGGCGCUACGAUGGAACAACCACAAUACCAUUUUCACCAAGAUCCUCACCCUCCUCCGUGAGCAGGAGUCGUAUGUGGAUGUGUCCUUGGCAUGUUCUGGGCGGUUGUAUUCUGCACACAAAUUUGUUCUUUCAACAUGCAGUGAUUACUUCAAGGAGAUGUUUAAUAAGAAUCCUUGCAAACAUCCCAUUGUUUUCAUGAAAGAUGUAUCAUGCAAAGAUAUGGAGGCUCUCUUGGAUUUCAUGUACAAGGGAGAAGUUCAUGUGCCUCAAAGUGAAUUGGGUUCCUUGCUUCGUACAGCUGAGGGGCUUCAAGUGAAGGGCUUGGCUGUGCCAGAUGACUCUCCUCGUAUCUCUUCCUCCAAUCCCAUUGUGCCUUCUGUCCCGUCCAUUUCACGUUCACAUCCGCCCACACUUUCGGCACCUGCACAAACUCGAAAACGCAAAAGACCUCCUGAAACAAACAGAAAAGAUGACCCACCAAAGUUAACUCUACGCCCAGAUUUUGGACCACCUCCAUCUAAUCGUUCUCGGCAGCGUAACAGGCCUCCAGGCAUGCCAGAGCUCAAGAGGAUCAAGAAAGAUGAGCAUAAAGCAGAUAAUACAGCAACUCUGGAACCGGGGGAGGUUCCAGGAUCCCCUAGUCCAGUACCCAGUAGUCAUAACAGUGAAGAACACCCUGUUAACCAUACAAAUAAGUCAAAGAAUGAAAGAUCUGAGUAUGUUAAAAGAGAGGAUGAUGGCGAUCAGGAUGAUGAUGAGGGAGGACCUGGUGACGGAAUGUCAGCUGAUGAGCAGGAAGACAAUGAUGAAGAAGAAGAGGAAGACGAGGAAGAGGAGGAGGAGCCAGGUAUGGGAGAAGGUGAAAGCUUAUCCCAUAGUGCUCUCUCUGAUGUAGAGGAUGGUUAUGAACAGUCCAAUUCUUCUAUACCAAACUCGGACAUAUCAACGACUGAGCUGUUACAGGUGGAUCUAAGUGAAGAUGGAACACAAUUUAUAAUAGGCCCAGGUGGCUUCAGAGAAAUGAUGUCCAGAGGUUCACCUUUGACAGGUGAUGAAGAAAGAAAUGGUGAGAAGGAACAAAAGAAACCUUUUGUUUGUCCCUUAUGUGGACAAGCAUUCACUCGAAGAGAUAACCUUGCAAACCAUAUCAAGACCCAUACGGGAGACCGUCCGUUUAUGUGCCAGUACUGUCACAAAUGUUUUUCAAGAAAAGAUUAUCUGAAGCAGCAUGAGCGCAUCCACACAGGUGAAAAGCCGUAUGCGUGUGACAUUUGUGGCCGUGCGUUCACCCGUAAAGAAGGUCUUACAGAUCAUAUGAGGUGUCAUUCGGACUUUAAAGCCUUUUCAUGUGAAACCUGUGGUAAGAGCUUCAAACAAAAGUGUGGUUUAAGAUUCCAUAAGCGUAACUAUAAACAUUAAUUUAAUGUGAGAUCUGAAAAAAGUGGCAUUGAACAGGCAACCUAGGCCUCUGGAGGUCAGUCAUUACGUUAACCUUCCAUUACUUUGUCAGUGUUAAAUCAGAUCAUUUCCAUUUUCAUUAGUCUUCAUUUGGAUGCUUAUUGACAGAGAGAGAGAGAGAGAGAGAGAGAGAGAGAGAGAGAGAGUGAGAGAGUGAGAGAGUGAGAGAGUGAGAGAGU
Molecule: messenger RNA, 2095 nt
Organism: Macrobrachium nipponense
Lineage: Eukaryota; Metazoa; Arthropoda; Malacostraca; Decapoda; Palaemonidae
Product: GDNF-inducible zinc finger protein 1-like
Exons: 8
Coding region: 441-1877 (478 amino acids)
Biological process (GO): regulation of transcription by RNA polymerase II
Molecular function (GO): RNA polymerase II cis-regulatory region sequence-specific DNA binding; DNA-binding transcription factor activity, RNA polymerase II-specific; protein binding
Source: RefSeq, a predicted model, not a curated record